Bipolaris zeicola 26-R-13 is the source of this 363-nucleotide messenger RNA. RefSeq lists its product as uncharacterized. The record is from RefSeq and is a predicted model, not a curated record. Lineage: Eukaryota; Fungi; Ascomycota; Dothideomycetes; Pleosporales; Pleosporaceae. The coding region runs from base 1 to 363 and encodes 120 amino acids. The transcript has a single exon. Gene Ontology annotation, molecular function: protein binding.
AUGUCUUCGGAUGCCACAUCCUUCCAUAACCUGCCCACGGAGCUCAUUCUAGAUAUUUGCGAUCUGCUGCCACUGGACGCUUUGCUGGCACUCAAGCUCACAGCACCACGGCUUAACAGUAUGAUCCGCCUAGACCCACGCCGUUGGCAGAAUAUCCUUUCACCCUGUGCACGACGUGCAAUACACGGCUACCUGAACCCGUCACCACCAAAUCCCGAUCAAGAGCACUGUCGAUGCUGCAAUACCGGCUAUCAGAUCGCCAUGUUCAGCUCAUCGACCAGCCCAGCAUGCAUUCCCAUGAAGCUCACCACUACGCCCCAUGUCGUAGUCCAACUACCAUCAACGUCUGCUCCUGGCACGUGA